Molecule: messenger RNA, 942 nt
Organism: Malassezia globosa CBS 7966
Lineage: Eukaryota; Fungi; Basidiomycota; Malasseziomycetes; Malasseziales; Malasseziaceae
Exons: 1
Coding region: 1-942 (313 amino acids)
Biological process (GO): nuclear polyadenylation-dependent mRNA catabolic process; U5 snRNA 3'-end processing; U1 snRNA 3'-end processing
Cellular component (GO): cytoplasmic exosome (RNase complex); nuclear exosome (RNase complex)
Molecular function (GO): mRNA 3'-UTR AU-rich region binding
Source: RefSeq, a predicted model, not a curated record
AUGUCUGUAUCGGCUGGCACAUCAUCCUCGGACAUGGAAAAGAUAGAUGUCGCCUCUGCUCCUGUUACCAUUUUCAAAAAAUUGCAUCCCGUCGAAUACCUGGAGAGACACUUGAAAGAGCGUAUUCGCGAGGACGGACGCACUCUUGAUCAGUUACGCAGUGUCUCUGUAGCGACCGGCACACUUUCCCAGCCAUUCGGCAGUGCACUCGUACGUUUGGGAGAGGGAACUUUAGUUACGGCAUCGGUAACCGCCAGAAUUGCACAUCCGACUCUUGAAAGACCGAAUGAAGGAUUUCUCAUCCCUAGUGUGGAUCUUUCAUCAUUAUGCUCACCACUGUACAACGCGGGCCCACCUGAAGAAGAGGGCCAAGUUCUGACACAUAAUUUACAAAUGUUUCUCAACAAUUCUGGCAUAUUGCCACGCUCUGCGCUUUGCAUCGAAAAGGGAUUGGCUGUAUGGGCCAUUUACGUGGACGUGGUAUGCGUGAGUGCAGAAGGCAGUGUGUUGGAUGCCGCUGCGCUUGCAACUGUUGCUGCAUUACACGAUUGUCAGCUCCCACGCAUCGAUCGUUUUGUAAAUUCGAGUCAGGCCAUUUUCGACCCGGAUACGAAAGAGCGCUUGCCACUCAUGAAUUUGCCGAUUUUCAUGACGCUUGGCAUGUAUGAAUCUACAUACGUGCUAGCUGAUUUGACAGCAUUUGAAGAAUCUCUUUGCACUGGAAGCAUUCAGGUGGGUCUCGUCGAUGUGAAUAAUGAAGUAAAUGAUCCAGAUAUCGCAAAGUAUGAUGUAUUUUGGCUCAAAGUUCUUGGCCCUUGUACAACAAAGCAUCCGCAGCCAUUAGAGAACGAGGCACUCAUUGAAUGGUGCAUAGAGAAAGCUCAAAAACGUGCUCAGAAACUGCGUAAACUAAUAAAGGAUGCUCUCCAAAAACGUGCCUAG